AGUUUACAUUUCAGUGCAAACCUGUAAAUAGACUAACAUGAAGUGCGCGGUGGCAUUAGUACUGGCCCUGAUCGGCAUGGUGGUCGCCAACCCUGUCCCACCACUGGGACUGGGCCUCGCCUCUCCCGUCUUGCUGCCAUCGUACUCUGUAAGCUCCAGCGUCAUCAACCACGGUGUGACGAUCCCUCGCGUUGUGGUGUCCGCGCCGGUCGUGCGCCACGUGGUAUCUGCCCCCAUUGUCACCGCUCCCAUCAUCCGCACUCCUGUCAUCGCUGCUCCCGUCAGUGUGGGCUGGGGAGGGCUCGGCUGGGGCUCGUCCCUCGGCGGGUGGACCGGCUAUGGCUGGGGCUCAGGCUGGGGCAAAGGAUGGCAUUAAGCAAUAGACACGAAAUUGUUUUCCUUAAAAUAAACCCUCGUUCUAUUAAAGUCAUGUGUACCUAAAACUAUAAUGCCUUGUUCGUAUUGUAUAUAGUAUUCUGUUUAUAGUUAUCGUGUAAAUAAUGUAAUAAAAUAUUUCUAUAAGCUA
Molecule: messenger RNA, 526 nt
Organism: Spodoptera litura
Lineage: Eukaryota; Metazoa; Arthropoda; Insecta; Lepidoptera; Noctuidae
Source: RefSeq, a predicted model, not a curated record